This is a messenger RNA of Penicillium salamii, 1188 nucleotides long. The record is from the annotation of a GenBank genome assembly. NCBI's taxonomy places the organism in Eukaryota, Fungi, Ascomycota, Eurotiomycetes, Eurotiales, Aspergillaceae.
AUGGCUUUACUAUCACGCUUCUUGCAGGCUUUCGCCCUACUCCUGCUCGCCAUCGCAGUUUCCGCUGAGCACACCUCGAAUUGGGCAGUCCUCGUCUCUACAUCGCGCUUCUGGUUCAAUUAUCGCCACCUCGCAAAUGUCCUCUCGCUAUACCGAACAGUCAAGCGUCUCGGUAUCCCUGACUCGCAGAUCAUCCUGAUGCUGCCCGAUGACAUGGCCUGCAACCCCCGGAACGCAUUUCCAGGAACUGUCUACAGUAACGCGGACCGUGCCGUCGAUCUCUAUGGCGAUAAUAUCGAGGUGGAUUACAGGGGCUACGAAGUCACCGUGGAGAACUUUAUCCGUCUAUUGACCGAUCGCCUUGAUAAAGAUGUCCCGCGCAGCAAGCGGCUCGGAUCCGACUCUGGAAGCAACGUGUUAGUCUACAUGACCGGACAUGGAGGCGACCAAUUCCUGAAGUUCCAGGACGCCGAGGAGAUCGGCGCAUGGGACCUGGCUCAUGCAUUUGAACAAAUGUGGGAGAAGAAACGCUACCACGAAUUGCUGUUCAUGAUCGACACUUGCCAGGCCAAUACAAUGUACACUCACUUCUACUCGCCCAACAUUAUUGCGACAGGCUCCAGUGAAAUCGACCAGUCUUCCUAUUCCCACCACGCGGACAACGAUGUUGGUGUCGCUGUCAUUGAUCGUUGGACAUAUUACGUGCUCGAAUUCCUCGAGACGCAGGUGACCAGUGUCACUUCCAAGUUGAACUUGGGCGAUUUAUUCGAUUCAUACGAUGAAUCCAAAAUUCACUCCCAGCCCGGUGUUCGGUGGGAUCUUUUCACCGGCCAGGAGCAGGAGGGACGCCUGAGAACUGUUGUGGACUUCUUUGGAAAUGUUCAGAAUGUGGAGGUUGAAAACGCCAAUGCAACUGAGCCGGGCUCGCUGAAGGAAGACUUGGCUGAAAUUGCCCGUCUCGUUGAGAAGUGGCAGAAACGCGAUGAGGAGUACGCAGAUGUACUUGCUCGGAAUGAUACCGAUGAGUCGCAUUCAUCUUCGUUGCAUCUGAAGCCGAAGAGCAAGGUUGGCCCCACCAAGAUGACCGAAGAUGGCAGUUGGGGGAAGCGACUUGUCGGUCUCGCUGUUGUUGGUGCCUGCAGCGCAAUCUGGAUCGCUGGCUCGGUCUUGGGUCGCAAAAGUGGCUAG